UCACGCACACACCCACCUCUGGCCAAGGGGCCGACACCUCUGUGCUGCCUUCACACACACCUGCACGUUGCAGCUAUCUCCCACGAGCAAGACUCUGUAGGAGCCUCUCGCUUCCCUUGCAUCAGGGUUUAUUCUGCCUCUUGCCUGCUCUGUGUGCAGCAGCAGCCGCGAUCGGACACACAGCAGCUGAAAGGAAAAGGCUCGCGGCCCCCAGAAGAAAGAGCCCUACAGGUAAGACAAGGAGGAGGGAGAGAGAAGCAGAGCUAGGACCUCAGGGGCAUUUGCUCCCCGCACCAGCCUCUAUCCAGAGGCGGCCAAACAGGCAUCUAAGUGGCAUUUGCAGUUACUAGGAAAUGCCUCAGUAUGAGCCAUGGGGUGGGGGGAACCUUUCUUCUGCUGAUCGGUUCCUGAGCGUGUCAUUCUGCCUUGGUUGCCAGUGAAGAGAGAGGAGGAGAAGAGGGGGAGAGAGAGAGAGGGACAGAGGAAGCAAGAGCUGGAUCACACUUCUUUCCUUUAAAAGCUGGCCCAUGGCAAUGAUCACCUAGUCCUGGUCUCUGGUCUGUGCCGAGCUGCCCCAGCGGAGUUGCUAGCUGCCCUCCUCCUCACCCAGCCCCUCCUCCCCCCAGCUCCUCAAUGGCAGCAGAUUUUGGGAGCCCUAAUGCCAGUGUGAUUGGGGAGAGGUCCCUGGCUGGGGGAAGCAGCUGGGUGGCCGCCUUCCUCUGCUUCAUCAUCCUGCUGACCACCCUGGGGAACUUCCUGCUCAUCCUGCUGAUCUUCACGCAGCGCUCCCUGCGCAACACCUCCAACUACUUCCUGGUGUCCCUCUUCAUGUCCGACCUGAUGGUGGGUGUGGUGGUCAUGCCCCCAGCCAUGCUGAACCAGCUGUACGGCCGGUGGGUGCUGGAGGGCGAAUUCUGCUCCAUCUGGUACUCCUUCGAUGUCAUGUGCUGCAGUGCCUCCAUCCUCAACCUCUGCGUCAUCAGCCUGGACAGGUACCUGCUCAUCAUUUCCCCGCUCAAGUACAAGCUCAGGAUGACCUCCUGCAGGGCUGUGUGGCUCAUCUUUGCUACCUGGACCUUGGCCGCCCUGGCCUCCUUCCUGCCCAUCAAAAUGGGGUGGCACGAGCUGGAGUUUGAGACCAGGCCACUCAAUAGCACCUCCCGCGUGGAAGAGGACCAAUGCAGGCUCCUGGUCAGUCUGCCCUAUGCUCUGAUAGCCUCCUGCCUGACCUUCUUCCUCCCAUCCAUGGCUAUCUCCUUCACCUACUGCCGGAUCCUCUUGGCCGCCAGGAAGCAAGCUGUGCAGGUAGCAUCGCUCACCACCAACAUGGCCAGCACCUCCGACGAACCCCUGCAACAGGUCCCCGGAGCUCAGAGCCAAGCUGUGGCCAUGGGCGAGAACAGGAAAUUUGCCAAUAAGCACAGCAAAAAGGCGCUGAAGGCCAGCCUGACCCUGGGCAUCCUGCUUGGAAUGUUCUUCGUGGCCUGGCUCCCCUUCUUUGUUGCUAAUAUGGCACAAGCAGUGUGUGACUGCAUCCCUGCUGGCUUCUUUGACGUCCUCACCUGGCUUGGGUACUGCAACAGCACCAUGAACCCCAUCAUCUACCCCCUCUUCAUGAGGGACUUCAAAAGAGCCAUGGCUAAGUACCUGCCCUGCUGCCGGCGCUCUUGGGAAGGCAGACCUAGCGCCAUUUCCCUGUCCAUGCGGAACUCCAACAGCGGGCCCCGGCUGGGGAUGUCCCUCAAGAACGUCCUCACGCUGCAGGGUGAGACGGACUCAGUUGACUCGGUCAUCCAGGUGAACGAGCAUAUCUUGCUGCCUGCCUGCAAAGACCCCCACCUGGAGUCCAUCCCAGCCACGGCUGCUGACUCAGUCAACCUCUUCGACUUAGAACGCAUGGACCAAGAGCUGCAGAUCAACCAGCUGAACACGCCCAUGGAUUGACUAUGCUGCCCCAACACGGGGAUGUGAGGUUAGGAGGGACCUGCUCUUGGUUCCCCCCACAAGCUUAGGCUAUGCACAGACACCUUAGUGGUUCCUGCUGGUAUAUAGUGAUACCCUGGAUGGGGAAGCCAAUGAAGGUGUGUGUGUACAUGUACAAGUCUUCUGAGCCAAAGUGAAGCAUUGCUAUUCCACACUACACUCCCCCUAUACAUAGAAACUGAUCCCAAAGUUCACUGUCUCCCUAAUCGUGGGCGGGGAGGGAAAAACGUGUUUCUUCUUUGUAUGGAAAUCAGUGACCAUUUUCCAGUGGUUACAGGUUGGGAUUGUUUAAACAUGAUGAAGCCAAAUGCUAUUGCCAAGUUUACCUGCCUGGUGUCGCUUUCCUUCUUCUCUACUUGUUUUCUCACUGUCUCACUUCCCCCUCCUGCUUUGUAAUGUGGAAAGCAGCACAGGCACUUUUACAGCCUGACCCACGCGUGAUCUGCCCGGGUUUUAAGUGUUUUAUGGUCCCUGAGCUAAGAAAACAGUGGCGACAUUUUCUCCUCCGCUCGCCUAUAAUGUGGAAUUUCAAAAUUGGAUUAAAAAGCAGCACUUGGUAAAAUUAAAGCCAGAGAGCGAGAAACAAAACCUACCAGGCACUGAAGGCAGAGGGGUCCAGAACAGCCAAAGGCAGCCACUGCUGGCCAUCGUCACUGGACCCCGAGCAAUUUGUUAGCAGGAGAACAUCAACACUCAAGUGCUCAGAUGCUACAAUGAGGAGGGCAUAGCAUUAUCUGAUAAGAGAAGUUGAUAAGAGAUAAGAAUGGCCCUACUGGGCCAGACCAAAGGCCCAUCCAGCCCAGUAUCCUGUCUUUUGACAGUGGCCAAUGCCUGGUGCCCCAAAGGGGAUGAACAGACCAGGAAUAAUCAAGU
Messenger RNA from Gopherus evgoodei (Goodes thornscrub tortoise), 2856 nucleotides. RefSeq names its product 5-hydroxytryptamine receptor 6 (gene HTR6). Gene Ontology annotation, molecular function: G protein-coupled serotonin receptor activity; neurotransmitter receptor activity. Gene Ontology annotation, cellular component: membrane; dendrite. The coding region runs from base 634 to 1944 and encodes 436 amino acids. Lineage: Eukaryota; Metazoa; Chordata; Testudines; Testudinidae. The record is from RefSeq and is a predicted model, not a curated record. The transcript has 3 exons. Gene Ontology annotation, biological process: chemical synaptic transmission; G protein-coupled receptor signaling pathway, coupled to cyclic nucleotide second messenger.